Thlaspi arvense is the source of this 2275-nucleotide messenger RNA. Lineage: Eukaryota; Viridiplantae; Streptophyta; Magnoliopsida; Brassicales; Brassicaceae. The record is from the annotation of a GenBank genome assembly.
AUUGAUGACUUUAAAUUUAGAAAGACCAAUUAGUCUUCCUGAAAAAUCAAAAACUUAUAAGAAGAAAUAAAAAUCAACAACCACUACAUUUUUAUUCUUUCCAUUAAUUUCCUUCUUGUAAUAUACAGAUCUCCCAGGAUCAAAUCUCGCCAAAUAUGGCAGCAUUUAACAGAAGCCUUACUUUGGUCACGACCCUUUUGCUUUUGCUACAACUAUGUGCCAUCGUAUCUUGCUCCACAAGCAACUCAAUCACCAGAAACCACACGAUACGAGACGGAGACUCAGUGAUCAGCGAGGACGAAAUCUUCGAGCUUGGAUUCUUCAGCCCCAAAGACUCAACCUUAAGGUAUGUCGGAAUCUGGUAUAAGAACAUCGAACCUCGAACGAUUGUCUGGGUCGCGAAUCGAGAGAAGCCAUUGUUAGAUAACAACGGAGCUCUGAAGAUUGCAGAUGACGGGAACUUGGUGGUCGCUAACGGUCAAAACGACACAAUUUGGUCAACAAACGUUCCGCCCAAGUUAAACAAUACUGUUGCUCUUCUGUUGAAAACAGGGGAUUUGGUUCUGUCUUCAGAUUCAGACAGAAGCAAUUUGUACUGGGAGAGCUUUAACAAUCCAACUGAUACUUUCUUGCCUGGUAUGAGGGUUAGGGUGAAUCCAUCAAGAGGAGAGAAUCGGGCUUUUAUUCCGUGGAAAUCAGAAAAUGAUCCUUCACCAGGAAGAUAUUCACUUGGGAUUGAUCCCAUUGGAGCACUAGAGAUUGUGAUUUGGGAAGGGGAAACGAGGAAAUGGCGAAGCGGACCAUGGGAUUCGGUUAUCUUUACCGGUAUACCGGAUAUGUUCCGUGUCACCAACUAUAUUUACGGGUUUAAGCUCUCUUCUCCCCCCGAAAGAGAUGGUAGCGUGUACUUCACGUAUGUUCCUUCAGAUAGCUCUGACUUAUUAAGGUUUAAGGUUAGGUUUGAUGGUGUAGUAGAGCAGUUCAGAUGGAACAACAGUGCCAAGAACUGGACUUUGCUUCAACUAAAACCUGGCACGACAUGCGAGAUCUAUAAUCGUUGCGGUAAUUACAGCGUAUGUGAUGAUAGUAAAGAUUUUAGUUCCGGUAAAUGUAGUUGCAUUGAUAAGUUUGAGCCGGUGAAUCGGACUCAAUGGGACAACGGCGAUUUCUCGCGUGGUUGCCAAAGAAGAGUUCCAUUAAACUGUGGCCAGAGUAUGCUUGCGAGUCAAGAAGACGGGUUUAUGGUACUUAGGGGAAUGAAGUUGCCUGAUUUUGGAUCAGUUGUUUCGCUUGAAAACUCAGAGGCCUGCAAGGAUGUAUGCGUGAGGAAUUGUUCGUGUAAUGCUUAUGCGUUUGUAAGAGGGAUCGGAUGCAUGACUUGGAACCAAGAUUUGAUCGAUAUGGAGCGUUUUGAGCAUGGUGGAGAAUCUAUCAACGUACGGCUAGCGGAAUCUGAAUUAGGAGGCGGGAAGGAAAAAUGGAAACUUUGGAUCAUUGUUUUCAGUGUUAUAGGUGUCUUCUUGCUCGGAUCAUGCAUUUGGAUCUUGUGGAAGUUCAAGAAAAGAGUUAAAGCUUUCUUGUGGAAGAAGAAAAAACUUUCGGUUUUUGACAUGAGAGAGAACAGAGGUUACUCGGUUAAGUCCUCAAGCUCGCCGAUCCAAGAUUUAGUAGGAGAUCAAGUUGAUACAACCGAUUUGCCAAUUUUCAGUUUCAACAGCGUAGCUUUAGCAACGGGAGAUUUCGCUGAAGAAAACAAGCUUGGACAAGGUGGAUUCGGUACUGUAUAUAAGGCGUGGCAUUUAUGGAGCCAAGGAAAAACGAAAGAGUUGAUAGAUCCAACGGUGAAAGACACUCGAGACAUAAACGAAGCAAUUAGAUGCAUCCACGUGGGGAUGUUGUGUACACAAGACUCGGUUUUUUAUAGACCAAACAUGGCUUCGGUUUUGUUGAUGUUGGAGAGUCAAACCAGUCACCUUCCACGUCCGAGACAGCCUACCUUCCACUCGUUCUUGAACUCCGGCGAGAUCGUAGACGGUCAGGAUGUUGCCUCGGUCAAUGAUAUUACUUUGACCACAGUUGUUGGCAGAUGACAUUUGACCAAACUUAUUCUUCCACUGCUCUCUUUGACUUUUCAUUUUGUCUGAAAAUUCUCUUUCUUUCAGUUUUCAACUUUUUUUUUGUAGAUAAUUAAAACUUCGUCUAGAUAAACAUUUUAUAAUAUACAUUGUUGGAUUUGAACAUUGUCGAGAAAUAAAACAAAUCUGAUUGGAAAAAA